AUGACGCAGCAUGGCUUCCCAGGCAAGGUGGCAUGCAGAGCAUUCCCGUUGACCCUGAAAGGGCCAACACGAGUAUGGUUCGAGUCUCUGCCGCCUAGAUCCAUGGACAGUUUUGGCAAGCUGGCCAGACUUGUUUUGACUCAAUUCAUGUCGAGUCGGAGAAGGUGGCACCAAGAAGCAUACCUCCCCACCAUCAAGAAGGGGGAGGAGGAGAGCCUGAAGUCCUACCUGACUCGAUUCAACAAUGAUUGCAUGACCACUGACGACCAAGAUGAGAAAAUAACCUUGACACUUCUAGGAGAGGUAUGGCCUCGAUCCUGGUUUAUGGCUAAACUGGCGAUGAGAACCCCUGUGACGCUAUGGGAGUUCAUGGAUCAGUUUGACAACUACAUCAAUGCCGAAGACACUCUCUGA
Juglans microcarpa x Juglans regia is the source of this 414-nucleotide messenger RNA. RefSeq lists its product as uncharacterized. The transcript has a single exon. The coding region runs from base 1 to 414 and encodes 137 amino acids. The record is from RefSeq and is a predicted model, not a curated record. NCBI's taxonomy places the organism in Eukaryota, Viridiplantae, Streptophyta, Magnoliopsida, Fagales, Juglandaceae.